AUGCUGUUUCUUCUCUUUUGUAUUACUGUAGCUGGUUCUGCAAUUCGACGAGAUGUGGAUAUAAUGGAAGCCAAUAAAGGAGUUGAAGGCCUUGUUGAGGGAGACAUCCGGAUGACUGACGAACAACUCCAGAAUCUCAAUGGAAACCGAGUUAAACGGCAGAUAAUAAGAUAUGGAACAUGGACAGGUGGAGUGGUUAACUACUACUUUGAAGACGCGUUUAGUCAAGCAAAACGAGAUUUGAUGAAAUAUGCCCUGGAGCAUAUCUCUAAUCGAACAUGCGUCAAAUUCGUGGAAAGUAGUACAGAAAGAAACCGAAUCAAAUUUGUGAGUAAAGGAGGUGGAUGUUCCUCUUUCGUUGGAAUGAUGGGUAUCUUCGUGCACGAGGUGAUGCACUCCUUAGGUGUACAUCACACCAUGUCUCGAUCCGAUCGGGAUGAGUAUGUCACCGUGAAUUUCACAAUGAUCCCGGAAAGAUACCUUCACAAUAUGCAAAUUGAAUAUGGCACCUUCAACGCAGUUCCCUAUGAAUAUGGAAGUGCGAUGCAUUAUAGAGGAAGUUCACUGGGAGUAGGAUCACUUACAGCAAAGCAGUUGAGAUAUCAGAAGACCAUGGGAAAUAUGCGUAUCUCGUUUUAUGAUAUGGUGAAUAUCAACACUUUGUACUCAUGUAGUUGUGCAAUGAAUUUGGAUUGUAAGAAUGGAGGAUACACGAAUCCGUCGAAUUGUGAUAAAUGCGUUUGUCCUGCUGGGUAUGCAGGGCGGCUGUGUGAUGAAGCGCCACCCGGCGCCCUCCUCUACACGGCCACUCCAAACUGGACUGAAGACUUCAUCGAGUUCGGUUAUAACGAUGGCUCUUACACCAACACCUACCUUAUGGCUUAUGCUUGGAUCAGCGCCCCAGCUGACAAACAAAUUGAAGUAAAAAUCCAGCAACUUGUCAAUGUUUCCUGUUUCGACAGUUGUGAUGAUAAUGGAGUGGAGGUGAAAGUCGAUGAGGAUCCGAGAAUUGUGAAUCCGAUAUACUGCUGCAAUACCGACACAAGUAUGAUGCAGACCGUGGUGCUGAGUAAGCUGAACCCAACUCCGAUUGUUAUGCAUCAAAGGAGGGGGAAGAGUGGAGUGACAAUCAGCUAUAAAUAUGUAGAUACGCCGCCAGUCACAACGACGACCAUUACCAGUACCACGACGAAGCCACCUACUCAGCCAACCACCACAACUAAAACAAGGACUACUCCUCCACCAGCACCUACAACUCGAUCACCUACAACAGAAGAGCCAGAAACUUCAUGCCAAUGCACUGAGGAGUGUCACUUCACAUCUACCGAAACAGAGACAUGCCAGUGCACCACCUCUACUGAGGAGACAUUUGAGAAUGAGGAAUGUGAGAAGGAAGCUGGAACCAUACAUAUUGGAACUGAAUGUCAGGCUAACAAUACUGCUAAAUGCAUUGGCUGA
This is a messenger RNA of Caenorhabditis remanei, 1458 nucleotides long. RefSeq lists its product as uncharacterized. NCBI's taxonomy places the organism in Eukaryota, Metazoa, Nematoda, Chromadorea, Rhabditida, Rhabditidae. Gene Ontology annotation, biological process: proteolysis; molting cycle, collagen and cuticulin-based cuticle. The record is from RefSeq and is a predicted model, not a curated record. The transcript has 4 exons. Gene Ontology annotation, molecular function: metalloendopeptidase activity; zinc ion binding. The coding region runs from base 1 to 1458 and encodes 485 amino acids.